AUCCAGAAGUCAUGGGACUUCAUGAAGACGCAUGACAGCGUGGCCGUCCUCAUGUUCGACUCAUCCAGGAGGUGCCUGGUGUUGGUGAAGCAGUUCCGGCCAGCUGUGUAUGCGGGCGAGGUGGAGCGCCGCUUCCCGGGGUCCCUGGCAGCUGUAGACCAGGAUACACCCCAGGGGCUGCUGCCGGCCCUGCCGGGCUCGGUGGGGGUGACGUACGAGCUGUGCGCAGGCCUUGUGGACCAGCUGGGGGUCUCGCUGGAGGAGGUGGCCUGCAAGGAAGCUUGGGAGGAGUGUGGCUACCGGCUGGUCCCCUCCGACCUGCGCCGCGUUGCCAUGUACAAAUCUGGUGUGGGGCUGACCAGCUCCAACCAGACCAUGUUCUAUGCGGAGGUGACCGACGCCCAGCGCAGUGGCCCAGGUGGGGGCCUGGUGGAAGAAGGUGAGCUCAUAGAGGUCAUGCACCUGCCCCUGGACGGCGCCCAGGCCUUCGUGGACGACCCGGAUGUCCCUAAGACCCUUGGUGUCAUCUUUGGUAUCUUCUGGUUCCUCAGCCACGUGGCACCUGGCCUGGGUGCCCAGUGA
Molecule: messenger RNA, 582 nt
Organism: Trichechus manatus latirostris (Florida manatee)
Lineage: Eukaryota; Metazoa; Chordata; Mammalia; Sirenia; Trichechidae
Gene: NUDT14
Product: nudix hydrolase 14
Exons: 4
Coding region: 22-582 (186 amino acids)
Biological process (GO): nucleoside phosphate metabolic process; ribose phosphate metabolic process
Molecular function (GO): UDP-sugar diphosphatase activity; protein binding; metal ion binding
Source: RefSeq, a predicted model, not a curated record